AACCAUCACCCGCCCACACGGAGCACGCUCCACGCCCCGCGCGGAAAAGACGGAGAGAGAACAAAAAAGUUAGGGGGGGGAAGAGGAGACUCGGCGGCCCGAACGACAAGCGCUGACGCACGUACGUCGGCAAGUAAUGUACCAGGCCAUCCCCUACAGCAGCGCCCGGCCGUGGCUGAUGCCGGCGGGCGAGGCGGCCGCCGUCGUCGCCGUGAAGCCGGAGCCUGAGCCGGCGGCGGCGGCGACCGUCGCGGAGGAGCGCGCCCGGGCCGACGCCGCGGGCGGGACGGACGACGACGGCGACGGCGGCAGGGCGGAGGUCGGGAGGGCCGUGGCGGAGAGCCCGGUGCUGGUGGUGGGGCGGCGCGGGUGCUGCCUGAGCCACGUGGUGAAGCGGCUGCUGCAGGGGCUCGGGGUGAACCCGGCCGUGCACGAGGUCGCGGACGAGGCCGCGCUCGCCGGGGUCGUCCCGGCCGGCGCGGAGGCCGCCGCCGCCGCGCUGCCCGCGGUGUUCGUGGGCGGGAAGCUCCUCGGCGGGCUCGACCGGCUCAUGGCCGUCCACAUCUCCGGCGAGCUCGUGCCCAUCCUCAAGAAGGCCGGUGCCCUCUGGCUCUAAUUUUAAAUCUGUCAGGCAGGCGUAUCUCUUCCUUCUUCGUUUUCCCUUUUCUCCCCCUUCCGGAAAACGAUUGGCGUCGUGGUUUGGCCGUUGGACCGAGUUAAGAUUACAUCACGCCGCCACCGCCGCUGAUGGAUGCGUUGGAAUAGGGCUUUGAUCUCUCUCUCUCUGUUUUUUUUUUCAUUUGCUUUAUUAGGGGAAACAGAAGAAGAAGAAAAAAAAGGAAUGAUGAGAAUUCUAAUCACAUAAUUUAGUCUAGCUUUAUCUGGUGGGUAGCGUGUGGUGAUGACUGCUCGCUUCGCGUCGCGCUUCGUCCAUCAUGUACAGUCGUUUCCGUUUCAGAUUCUAGUGAGGAAUGAGCUGUCCAGUUUCCCAUUCUCCCGUGGCCUGGACCAUUUGCG
This is a messenger RNA of Zea mays, 1017 nucleotides long. RefSeq lists its product as uncharacterized. The record is from RefSeq and is marked validated. The transcript has a single exon. NCBI's taxonomy places the organism in Eukaryota, Viridiplantae, Streptophyta, Magnoliopsida, Poales, Poaceae. Bases 137 to 616 code for a protein of 159 amino acids.